UCUUCUGUUAUGUUUAAAUAUUUAGAAAAUAAUUGCAGCAAAGAUGAUUAUCUAACUUAUGUAUGUCAAAUUCCUCCAAUUUAUGGUAACUGUUUCUUUACCUCCCUCAUCUAAAUUCUGAAUAUUCCAAACAUAUUAACAAGAGGUGACACUAACUAUAUUAAGCCUGCUAAAUUUUGCAAGAAUGAAAGCUAAUGUUAUUCUUGUAUCAUCUGUAUGAUUAGAGUUCUGAUUUAGUGAUUGCUAGGACCAGGCUAAACCUCAAUGGUUGCACAAACUACUUCUUCAACUGAUUCCCUUUGAUGUGCAUUCAAAUAUGUCAAAAGCUUCAUGCCUAACCAAGAUUUUACAAGGAUUGGGAGUGAGCAUAUGGACUAAGAUGAAGAUCUGGGGUCAAAAUAUAUGGCUGCCACAGCUAACUCUAAGUUAGACAUAAUUUAGUUUGAUGAAAGUUUGAAACCAAAGCUUAUUCUCAAGUAAAUAUUUUGAACUUAUUACUGCAUACCACUUUGCUAUCUUUCUUGGUUUCUUCCUUGUCGUCUCUGCAAUGUUUUCUAAUAUUAUCACUUCUUCUUAUUUCUCUGAGCGAAUUGAUCUUUGGCUUGUAUCUAUUAACGCCACAUCAAACUUCUUGGCAUCUUUCAUCUUCCUUUUGUCUUUGUAUUACUCUUCAGUAGGAAGUUUGUUCUGCUCUUAGAAACUAUGAAGGGUUAAAAUUGAAAGAUUUAGGGUUUAAUUUUAAAGUUUAUGGGGUACGCUAUCUCAUUCUUCAUUGUUGGAUUAAUCUUUAUCAAAUCUUCACGGUCUUUAUCUUCCUUCAAAGCUCUUUAGUUUCUAACUGAAUUGGCUAAGCUCUAGGUUUCAUCAUAAUACACUGAUGCUAAGAUAUCAUAGAAGAAUUUUUAUCUGGCAUCUGCUUCUCUGAAAUCUCAGGCAUGUAUGUGGACAAAUUGCCAAUAUGCUUAAAUUGAUGCCAAUUUUUUGAGAAUUAGUUCGCUGUAUUCUAGAAUUUCUAAAUGAAUGAUUAAGCAAUUUUUGAAAGCUCCAAUAAGAGUAGUUAGUCAUUAAC
Molecule: messenger RNA, 1069 nt
Organism: Moneuplotes crassus
Lineage: Eukaryota; Ciliophora; Spirotrichea; Euplotida; Euplotidae
Source: the annotation of a GenBank genome assembly